Molecule: messenger RNA, 3016 nt
Organism: Mytilus californianus (California mussel)
Lineage: Eukaryota; Metazoa; Mollusca; Bivalvia; Mytilida; Mytilidae
Exons: 6
Coding region: 348-2984 (878 amino acids)
Molecular function (GO): nucleic acid binding; 3'-5' exonuclease activity
Source: RefSeq, a predicted model, not a curated record
CCGUUGGUUUUCCCGUUUGAAUGGUUUUACACUAGUAUUUUUUUGGACCCUUUAUAGCUUGCUGUUCGGUGUGAGCCUAGGCUCCGUGUUGAAGACCAUACAUUGGCCUAUAAUGGUUUACUUUUAUAAAUUGUGACUUGGAUGGAGAGUUGUCUCAUCGGCACUCAUACAACAUCUUUCUAUAUCUAUUUGUAUUACAUGAUCGUGUAAAAUGUUCUCAAUAUUUAUCUCAUAUCAAUACCGUGUAUAAUAAAAUCCGAUACUGCAAAUUUGCGGGAAUGUGUGUGCUUUUUAUAUUGUGACGUACACUACAAAUCCCGUUAGACGUUUCAGUCCUGCAUUUGAACAUGGCGGAAAAGCGGCGCAUGCAUUCUAAAAAGGGCAAGUUCACUUGGAAAAAAAGAAAAGUAGAAGAUGACAUACCAGUAAAAACCAGUACUUUUGAAACACAAACUGAUUCAGACUUUAUUUUGUGGAAUGAGGGCAGAAGAAUUGUAGAGCUUGGGUAUUUAGCGGAACAGUUGUCUUGUUGUAAAAAAUGUAAAAAGUCAACACUCAACCUGUCAGACUGUCUUGCAGAAGUACGAUACGGAUUCGGUAGCGUAUUGAAGAUAAAAUGCCAGCAGUGUAAAACCGUCAAUUGUGUUUACACGGGAAAACAACACAGAGAUGAAAAUAAAGAAAACAAAGGAUUUGGAAUAUGGGAUAUUAAUACCAAAAGUGCUCUAGCAAUGAUACAUACUGGUAUAGGACCCGAACAAGUUGGAUAUUUCUUCUCAACCAUGAAUGUCCCUUCAAUAACUGUAAAAGCACUAAAAAAACGAGAGCGAGAAAUAGGAUCGACGAUAGAGAAAAAGGCUGCUGACACUUGUAAACAAGGAAUCGAUGAGGAAAUACAAAUAACCAGAACGUCAACAGAAGAGAUAAACCUUCCUUCAGAUAUACAGCCAUGUACAAGUACAUGUACCAUAGAAAACUCUACUGACAAUGAUGUGGACAUUGAACAGUUACUUUCCGUCUCGUUUGAUGGCGCUUGGCAGAAAAGGGGGAGUGGAAAAUGUUAUAAUAGUAAAACAGGACAUGCUACGAUGAUUGGAGAAAAAACUGGUAAAUGUUUAGACUUUGGGGUAAAAUCAACAGAUUGCAGAAAGUGUCUUUUUACAGAUAAACAAUCAGACCAUGACUGUCGGAAGAACUAUGCAGGAAGUGCACGAUCUAUGGAAUCAGCAAUAGCAGUAGAUCUAGUUUCUAAUUUAAUGGAAAUGGGUUACAGAGUGAAAUCAAUAACCAUGGAUGAGGAUUCAACUACUAUAUCAAGACUUCAUAAGUCAGUUGAUCCAAAUAUAGUCAAACAGUCUGACAAGAAUCACAUAAAGAAAACCCUUUCAAACUCUCUUUAUGAAAUAAAGAAAGGCCAUAAGGAGUUAAGCACAAGCGUAAUCAGUUACUUUGUAAGGUGUGCCUCGUAUGCCAUUUCUCAAAACCAAGGUCACUCUGACGAAUUGAAUCAAAGCUUGCUUGCAAUUGUCCCUCAUGCAUACGGUGAUCACGAUCGUUGUAAAUCAGAGUGGUGCGGGUUUCUGAAAAAUCCAGAGACAUACAAACAUAACGGUUUACCAGGUGGGUUCGACAUGUCAGGAGAACAGCUCCGAGAUGACUUACUGAAGCUAUUCCAACGAUUUGCAGACAGAUCGGAUAGGCUAAUACACAUUGGUACCUCUCAGGCGAAUGAGUCGCUGAAUCAUAUAAUUGCAACAAAAGCACCCAAAGCCAAACAUUUUGGCGGAUCAGAGUCCCUGAAUUUCAGAGUAGCUGCCGGUGUGGCACAACUGAAUUGUGGGCGAAAAUAUAUAGUUGACGUAAACGAAAAUCAUGGAAUUUCACCUGGAAAAGUAACGGUAUCAAAAACAAUAAAACUAGACGAGAAGGCUAAAAGAGAUGCAGAAAAGAAAAAGUUACCGGCUAUCAAAAGGAAGAGAAAAAGUAAAAAGUCCGAUUCAUUUAUUAACACUUUAACCAAAGAGACCAAAGAAGGUAUAACUUACAAAUCACUGAUUGCCAUGGGACCAGAUGGGGAUAAUGUAGACAUCGAAACAAUCCCAGACCCAAUUGAUUUAGAACUACCAACAAGAGUCGACCUUGAUAGUAGCGAGGAACUUUCUGUUGUCGUUUUCGACAUUGAAACCACCGGAUUUGGAUACGAUUCCGAGAUAGUUCAAUUGUCAGCAGUUUGUAACAAAGGAGAGUUUGAUAAGUACAUUAUUCCGACAAAACCGAUUCAUCCAAAAGCUACCGAAGUCACCCAUCUUUUCAGUACAGGGACGCGUCUUUAUUAUAAAGGUCAGCAACUUGUGACAGAACCAAAGGAGAAUGUUUUUAAUAGUUUUAUUGAUUGGCUUCCGAAAAACUCAUUACUGGUUGCACAUAAUUGUAAACAAUUCGAUGCAAAAAUACUUGUAUCCCAGAUGCAGCCUUUAAAUUCAACAAUUUUACAAAACCUCAAAGACCGUAUAUUAGGAUUUUCAGACACACUUCCAUUAUUCCGUGUUAAAUAUCCGAAAAGAAAAUCAUAUUCACAGAGCUCUCUUGCUAAUGACAUUCUUAAGACAACAUAUAAUGCUCACAAUGCCCUUGAUGAUGUAAAAAUGUUAAAGGAGUUGAUAGAGGUAGACAAUGCAAAAGAACAACUUAUUGAGAAUAGUUUCGUUGUAAAUGAAAUAGAACGUCAAUUGAAGAUGUUUCACGCAAAGAAACAUUUAAUGGUCUCCUAUAAUGGGGUUAUUAGAGAAAAAAUUAUGUCAAAAGCACUGUGCGAUAGGGCAGCCGGAAGUGGACUUAGUUUUGAUCAUAUCAAGUCUUCUUUUAGUAGAGCUGGACAAGACGGCGUUCGGAGUAUUUUUGCUGAGAGGACUUCAAAUGGGAAACCACGGAUUAGUAAUCAGAAGAAAAUUAUAAAUCGUGUUAGCCAGUAUUUAUCUAAUUGACCAUAUCCAUUAAAUUAUAUUUUUAUGCAUAA